UUUCCUUGAUAUCUCUUAAUCUCUUUACUUCCACACCACAACACAUCACUGAUCCUUCUCUCAUCCUCAGACACAGCAGCACAACACACAACACACAAAAUAUCUCUUCGAUGGCUCAAACCAUGCUGCUUACUUCCGGUGUCUCCGCCGGCCAGUUCUUGAGGAACAAGAACCCUUUGGCUCAGCCCAAAGUUCACCAUCUCUUCCUCUCUGGAACCUCCCCGGUUGCUCUACCAUCCCGUAGACAAUCAUUCGUUCCUCUUGCUCUCUUCAAACCCAAAACCAAAGCUGCUCCCAAAAAGGUUGUGAAGCCGAAGGAGAAGGUUGAGGACGGUAUCUUCGGAACGUCAGGUGGGAUUGGUUUCACAAAGGCGAAUGAGCUCUUCGUGGGUCGUGUGGCUAUGAUCGGUUUCGCCGCAUCGCUGCUGGGUGAGGCUUUGACCGGGAAAGGGAUAUUAGCUCAGCUGAAUCUGGAGACAGGGAUACCGAUUUACGAAGCAGAACCAUUGCUUCUCUUCUUCAUCUUGUUCACUUUGUUGGGAGCCAUUGGAGCGCUCGGAGACAGAGGAAAAUUCGUCGACGAUCCUCCCACCGGACUUGAGAAAGCCGUCAUUCCUCCUGGCAAAGGCGUCCGAUCUGCCCUCGGCCUCAAAGAACAAGGUCACUCUCAAGAUUUCUAUUUCAUUCUUUGUUACAAUGCAUAGGAUACGUAGUAGGAGAUGCGACUUAGGCAAAUGCCGGAAAUUAGAUUAAUUAGUCCUAAGUCAAAUAUAAUCUUCCAUACCAACAUUU
This is a messenger RNA of Camelina sativa (false flax), 792 nucleotides long. The record is from RefSeq and is a predicted model, not a curated record. NCBI's taxonomy places the organism in Eukaryota, Viridiplantae, Streptophyta, Magnoliopsida, Brassicales, Brassicaceae.